GUCAGUUUUUGUAUAUAAAUAAGGAAGGGAAACACUUGGGUUUUUGCAUCGAACAAAUCACUUGACACAUAUCAAAAGAAAACAAUUAAUCAAGAAAUGGCGAUGUCAGGAACAUAUGUGGCGGAAGUACCGCUGAAAGGGUCGGCGGAGAAACACUACAAGAGAUGGAGGAGCCAAAACAAUCUCUUCCCGGACGCCAUCGGCCACCAUGUCCAAGGUGUCACCGUCCACGACGGCGACUGGGAAUCCCACGGUUCCAUCAAAUCCUGGAACUACACACUUGGUCGACCCUACUUUACUCUAUCUCUUUCUGUUUGGUCAUACGAAGAUGGGAAGCCGGAAGUCAUCAAGGAGAAGAGAGAGAUAGACGAUGAGAAGAUGGCGUUGACGUUCAGAGGACUAGAGGGUCACGUGAUGGAGCAGUACAAGGUGUAUAACGUCAUCGUACAGUUCAUUCCCAAGUCGAAGGAAGGCUGCGUCUGCAAAGUUACUCUGAUAUGGGAGAAGCUUAAGGAAGACUCCCCCGAACCAGUCAACUACAUGAAGUUUGUCAAGAGCUUAGUUGCUGACAUGGACGACCACGUCCUCAAGGGCCAGAACAAAGCUUAAAAACCUCCAUGGUCAUCGUAGUAAAUUAUCCUUAUGCAUGUGUGUCUUUUGUGUUUGUCUCGUACGUGCCUUUUAUCACCCGCCUCUACAUGUUAUGCUAAUGAUAAUGGCGGUCUUGUAUGCUUAUGUGAUCUGUCUGUGAUGUUGUUGUAUGCGUGUUCGUAAUAAAAUAAGUGUGUGUUA
Messenger RNA from Arabidopsis arenosa, 792 nucleotides. The record is from the annotation of a GenBank genome assembly. Lineage: Eukaryota; Viridiplantae; Streptophyta; Magnoliopsida; Brassicales; Brassicaceae.